AUUUUUGGAAUCGGAAAAAUGGGAUUCUAAGGGUGAUGUUGAAGAGAGGACGAGCUUUGAGUGUCAACAGUUGGCUCCAGUAAGAAAUCCAUGCAUUCCAAAGAGAAUUGCAGAAACGACCUCCGAACUGCGGUCAUUCAACUCAGCGAUCGCUGCCUCUACUCUGCUUCCAAAUGGGCGGCAGAGCAGCUUGUGGGGAUUGAGCAAGACCCAGUAAAGUUCACAACUUCAAACACAAGGUUCCAGCAUGGGAGUUCGAGCAUCCAGAGAAGAUUCCGCAUCAAUGAGUUGACUUCUACACCGGCCACUGGUGUGUCUUAUGUAUCCACUCCAGUAAUGGAAGACAAUGAGGUGGUGAAUGGUGAUUUCUAUCUUCUAGCAAAAUCGUACUUUGACUGCUGAGAGUAUAAAAGGGCUUUUCAUGCCCUUCGUGAGCAAACUGGGAAGGAAUCGGUCUUCCUGCACUGUUAUGCUCUUUAUCUGGUUAGUUAGUUUUAUGCUCGUUUCCCUUAUCACAUACUUUUACAUUGUAUACUUUGUGCUUAUUACUAUUCAUUAGUUAUGGCAUAAUAGCUACACUUAUGAUUGGGAGCUUCUUAUGGUUCUUUUGUUUGUCAGAAUGUGCUUCUCUGUAUAUGUUAAUUAAGAAGAACAUUGUAAUUAUAUUUGUUUGAAGGAAAGAAGACUUCCACAAGUUUGGUGGAAUAUUAUGGUACAUCUUGUCAUGGUGGAGAGUCUUUUGAGUUGUUAAUGAAGAUGAUUGUUAGUG
Messenger RNA from Rubroshorea leprosula, 769 nucleotides. The record is from the annotation of a GenBank genome assembly. Lineage: Eukaryota; Viridiplantae; Streptophyta; Magnoliopsida; Malvales; Dipterocarpaceae.